AUGUCGAUUUGGAGUGUUGGGUGGCCGGUGGUUCCGGCAACAUUGGCAGGCCUUUGUGGAGCACGUGCUCGGAAACUUGCCAAAUCCUGUCCUUCGCUUCCUUCCCCAACCAGGACAGUGAACCCUGGCACUGGGGAAUGGGUCAUUCCAGAGGACUUCCCAAAGCCCAAAGGCAUUGAGCAAACGGCAAACUAUGCUGAAGCCAAAGCGCUUUCAGACAAGCUCAAAGCUUUGGACGGCCAGGCCAAAGCAAAGACCAUCGUGGUGAUUGGUGGUGGUCUGUCUGGUUUAGCAUGUGGGAAAUACCUCUCUGAUUCUGGACACAAAGCUGUCGUUUUGGAAGCACGGGACGUCCUGGGUGGCAAGGUCUCUGCAUGGCAAGAUGAAGAUGGUGAUUGGAUAGAGACCGGCCUUCACAUUUUCUUUGGUGCUUAUCCCAACAUGAUGAAUCUCUUUGCCGAGCUUGGAAUUGAGGAUCGUCUUCAGUGGAAGCGGCAUCAGAUGACAUUCGCCAUGCAAGAGUUUCCUGGAGAAUUCACCACUUUUGAAUUCCCGGGUUGGCCAGCCCCGCUGAACAUGGCCGCAGCCAUUCUGUUGAAUCAGAAGAUGCUCUCCCCGUUAGAGAAACUGCAGACGGGUCCACCUUUGCUGCCCAUGCUCGUUGAAGGACAACGCUUUAUAGAUGCGCAAGACGAGUGUUCAGUCACGGACUUUUGUAAAAAGUACGGGAUGCCAGACCGAAUUAUCAAGGAAGUCUUCAUACCCAUGGCUAAAGCAUUAGACUUCAUUGAUCCAGACAAGCUGUCCAUGACCGUGGUGCUUACUGCCAUGAACCGCUUCAUCAACGAGACAGACGGGAGUCAAACAGCUUUCCUGGAUGGGAAUCAGCCAGACAGGCUUUGCAAGCCUAUCGUGGAACAUAUCCACCAGAGAGGUGGAAAGGUUCGACUUGGAGCGGUCAUAGAAGAGAUUGUUUUGAAUGAGGAUGCCUCCGUGAAGCAUCUCCGUUUGCGUGGAGGUGAGGUUUUGGAGGCUGAUGAAUACGUGUCAGCUCUGCCAGUGGAUGUUUUCAAAAGGCUUCUGCCGGCUCAAUGGUCCAGCAUGCCAUUCUUUCGCCAGCUCGACAAUCUGGAGGGUAUUCCUGUAAUCAAUAUCCACCUUUGGUUUGAUCGGAAACUCAAGAACAUCGAUGCCCUAUGCUUCAGUCGCAGUCCUCUCCUCUCUGUUUAUGCUGAUAUGAGCACUUGUUGCAAGGAGUACUAUGAUGAGGAGCGUUCAAUGCUGGAGCUUGUCUUUGCACCCUGUGCUGCUAUUGCUGGCAGCAGUGUGAAUUGGAUUGCAAAGAGCGACGACGAAAUUGUUGAGGCCACCAUGAAAGAACUGGAGCGGCUCUUCCCCACCGAGAUUGGUGAGAAGUUAGCUGACGGUGCACGUCUGCGGAAAUCUCGAGUGGUGAAGGUGCCUCGAAGCGUCUAUGCAGCAGUGCCUGGGCGCAACAAAUUCCGUCCUUCCCAGGCUACACCCAUCAGGAACUUUACCUUGGCAGGGGACUGGACGAGUCAGAAAUUCCUGGGUAGCAUGGAAGGUGCCGUUCUUGCAGGCAAAUUGGCGGCGCAGGUGGUCUCAGAAAGGGCCCUAUCCAUCCCCAGUCAGGUGAAACGAGUGGCUGACUUCAUCAUAGAGCAGCCAAGCAAAGCACCUGAAGGUAUCCAUGGUUCCUCAGCUUUGGCCUUUGGUGGAGGAACUCAGAUGAAAGCUCAGGACUUUGAGGAGCUUCGACGACAGGACUGUGUGUCCUUGGAGUUCUCGAAGCUGGCAGGCUUGCAGUCCUUAAGAGCCAGCUCUUUCGUUAUGCCUCUGCCAGCCACUGAGACGAGAGGACGAGGCCAGGACACUGGUGGGGGUCGCGACCGCGAUCCACCACCAAGCUAUGAUGGGGAGAAUCUGGAAACCACAUUCCGGAGCUAUGAAAAGCAGGUGAGCCUUUGGCAGUUCGAGACGGAGGUGCCGAAGGCCAAGCGAGGUGUGAAGCUGCUUCGCCAAUUGAGUGGAGCGGCUGCCAAUGCCUUGGACGACAUAGAGGCCGCGGUGUACGGGGCUCCAAGGCCCAGCAAGGAGAGCUUUGCGGAGUACACGAAGCGCACGGAGAGAACGCUGGACAAGGUCAUCCGAGAGAAGGUAAAGGGUAGCUACAUCCUGGAGGAGAGCUUUGUCACGGAGGAUCCGGCGGGUGGCACCUUCGACCAGGAGACGGCCCAGAUUUCAGAGCCGUUGAAGAAGAAAGGAGCACCCGUGGGCACUAGCUUCGACCUGCAGACCGGCUGGGGCCUUUCCAGAGAAGAUCGUCGACGAGAGAUGUGGAGAGUUUUGCGAGAAGAGCGGCCAGAGGUCCGACCUCAUUGUUUCGCCACCGUGUACGGCCUUCAGCAAGCCAUCAACUGGGGUGGUUGCAAAGGCCAUCAUGAGCUACCUCGAGAAGAGUACGUGACCGCCUACGCCAUGGAGGAGCUGGAGGACGAAGAGAUUGAAGAGGAGGCCAGUGGAGAAGGACCUGGAGACUAUGAGCUCAGCGAGGAAGAGAAGAGGGUGGCCCAAUGGGCCACCAAGCACUUUCGGUGCGACGUGUGUGAGUCCAAAGCACACCCAAAGAUACCGCGGCCGACCGCUCUACCUCGGGCUUAUCAACCAAGUCGAGUCCUGGGCAUGGACCUCUUCUAUACCCGUCACCGGGAGUUCAUGGGCAAGUUCAUCAACCGGGCAGCGGCUGAAGGCAUCGUGGUGCAUCAAAUCGCAUCAAAAGCUCCGUGGCAACAAGGCAAAACUGAACGACACGAAGGUCACUUCAAAGAACUCUUGGACAAGGCCCGGAGUGAAGUGGUGGUGCAAAGCCAGAGGGAUCUACAACGCUUGAUGGCGGAAGUCGAAACGACCAAGAACCGGUACUCCAACCGGCGGUGGUCAGCGAACGCCAAGAUCGAAGAAUUCCAUCGAGGGUCACACCGCACUGGCUACAAGGACAUCGCCCAAGAAGACUGGAAGAGGGCGACGAUCGAGCCCAAGAAAGGUCACGGAAUGAAGGUGAAGAAGGAAGGAGAGGCGCCAGGAGAACAUCCAGACCGGGGCAUUCGACGGGCUAUGAGGGAGUCAGACAAGGGAAGUCAUGGAAGACGACUGGGACAAGCCCACAUGGAAGAUGGCCGAGGGCUGGUGGAGAGGGCGCGCUCAUUCUACAUCAAGGACAAGGGGGAGACGCUGAACUACCUGGCGGAGAAGAAGGGCCAAAAGAGAGUCACCAUUGAGGACAUCAUCCAGUUGAACGAGGCCGUGGCAGAGUUGAAGGAGAAGGCGUCCUUGAGCCUGCAGAUUCAGCCUCUGAAGAAAAUGAGGAUGAGCGUGGUGACAGAUGCGUCAUUUGCCAACAACGGCUUUCACUCCCAAGGUGGACAUCUGGUACUAGCGCAUGAGAGAGGCCUUCAAGAUGGACUUCAAGCCACGACCAACAUCGUGGCAUGGCGCAGCGGAAAGCUGCAGAGGGUAGUUAACUCUACCCUGGCGGCGGAAACCCAGAGCUUGUCACGCAGGCUCGCCGAGCUCAUGUGGGUGAUGGUUCUCGUCCAGGAGACCCAGGACGGGAAGUUCAAUGUGAAGGCGUGGCGGCAGCGGGUGGAGGCCGAGCUCAUGGUGAUGAGUUCUGAGCUCACUGAGGGGGCCUUGAAAGAGUCUCUAGCCGUCCUCUACAUUGUUUGUCCAAAGACACUUUGGGCCGCCAAGACCGGAGGACCGCCAUAG
Molecule: messenger RNA, 3789 nt
Organism: Durusdinium trenchii
Lineage: Eukaryota; Dinophyceae; Suessiales; Symbiodiniaceae
Source: the annotation of a GenBank genome assembly